AUGGUGGAAGCAGAAACGCUUACUCAUGAUUCAGUAGACACGCUUACUCAUGAUUCAGAAGAAACGCUUACUCAUGAUUCAGUAGAAACGCUUACUCAUGAUUCAGUAGACACACUUACUCAUGAUUUAGCAGAAACGCUUACUCAUGAUUCAGUAGACACGCUUACUCAUGAUUCAGAAGAAACGCUUACUCAUGAUUCAGUAGAAACGCUUACUCAUGAUUCAGUAGAAACGCUUACUCAUGAUUCAGUAGAAACGCUUACUCAUGAUUCAGUAGACACGCUUACUCAUGAUUCAGAAGAAACGCUUACUCAUGAUUCAGUAGAAACGCUUACUCAUGAUUCAGUAGACACACUUACUCAUAAUUUAGCAGAAACGCUUACUCAUGAUUCAGUAGACACGCUUACUCAUGAUUCAGAAGAAACGCUUACUCAUGAUUCAGUAGAAACGCUUACUCAUGAUUCAGUAGACACGCUUACUCAUGAUUUAGCAGAAACGCUUACUCAUGAUUCAGUAGACACGCUUACUCAUGAUUCAGAAGAAACGCUUACUCAUGAUUCAGAAGAAACGCUUACUCAUGAUUCAGAAGAAACGCUUACUCAUGAUUCAGUAGACACGCUUACUCAUGAUUCAGAAGAAACGCUUACUCAUGAUUCAGAAGAAACGCUUACUCAUGAUUCGGAAGAAACGCUUACUAAUGAUUCGGAAGAAACGCUUACUGAUGAUUCAGUAGAAAAGCUUAUUCAUGAUUCAGUAGAAACGCUUACUUAUUAUUCAGUACACACGCUUACUCAUGAUUCAGUAGAAACACUUACUCAUUAUUCAGUAGACACGCUUACUCAUGAUUCAGUAGACACGCUUACUCAUGAUUCGGAAGAAACGCUUACUCAUGAUUCGGAAGAAACGCUUACUGAUGAUUCAGUACACACGCUUACUCAUGAUUCAGUAGAAACACUUACUCAUUAUUCAGUAGACACGCUUACUCAUGAUUCAGUAGAUACGCUUACUCAUGAUUCGGAAGAAACGCUUACUCAUGAUUCGGAAGAAACGCUUACUCAUGAUUCAGUAGACACGCUUACUCAUGAUUCAGUAGACACGCUUACUCAUGAUUCAGUAGACACGCUUACUCAUGAUUCAGUAGACACGCUUACUCAUGAUUCAGAAGAAACGCUUACUCAUGAUUCGGAAGAAACGCUUACUCAUGAUUCGGAAGAAACGCUUACUGAUGAUUCAGUAGAAAAGCUUGCUCAUGAUUCAGUAGAAACGCUUACUCAUUAUUCAGUACACACGCUUACUCAUGAUUCAGUAGAAACACUUACUCAUUAUUCAGUAGACACGCUUACUCAUGAUUCAGUAGACACGCUUACUCAUGAUUCAGAAGAAACGCUUACUCAUGAUUCAGAAGAAACGCUUACUCAUGAUUCAGAAGAAACGCUUACUCAUGAUUCGGAAGAAACGCUUACUGAUGAUUCGGAAGAAACGCUUACUGAUGAUUCAGUAGAAAAGCUUACUCAUGAUUCAGUAGAAACGCUUACUCAUUAUUCAGUACACACGCUUACUCAUGAUUCAGUAGAAACUCUUACUCAUUAUUCAGUAGACACGCUUACUCAUGAUUCAGUAGACACGCUUACUCAUGAUUCGGAAGAAACGCUUACUCAUGAUUCGGAAGAAACGCUUACUGAUGAUUCAGUAGAAAAGCUUACUCAUGACUCAGUAGAAACGCUUACUCAUUAUUCAGUACACACGCUCACUCAUGAUUCAGUAGAAACACUUACUCAUUAUUCAGUAGACACGCUUACUCAUGAUUCAGUAGACACGCUUACUCAUGAUUCGGAAGAAACGCUUACUCAUGAUUCGGAAGAAACGCUUACUCAUGAUUCGGUAGACACGCUUACUCAUGAUUCAGUAGAAACGCUUACUCAUGAUUUAGUAGACACGCUUACUCAUGAUUCAGUAGACACGCUUACUCAUGAUUCAGUAGAAACGCUUACUCAUGAUUCAGUAGAAACGCUUACUCAUGAUUCAGUAGAAACGCUUACUCAUGAUUCAGUAGAAACGCUUACUAAUGAUUCAGAAGAAACGCUUACAGAAAUCUUUUAA
This is a messenger RNA of Xenopus laevis (African clawed frog), 2100 nucleotides long. Its product is annotated as otolith matrix protein OMM-64-like. The record is from RefSeq and is a predicted model, not a curated record. The transcript is spliced from 2 exons. NCBI's taxonomy places the organism in Eukaryota, Metazoa, Chordata, Amphibia, Anura, Pipidae. Bases 1 to 2100 code for a protein of 699 amino acids.